Messenger RNA from Pararge aegeria (speckled wood butterfly), 616 nucleotides. RefSeq names its product protein stunted (gene sun). Gene Ontology annotation, molecular function: proton-transporting ATP synthase activity, rotational mechanism. Gene Ontology annotation, cellular component: mitochondrial inner membrane. The coding region runs from base 132 to 305 and encodes 57 amino acids. The transcript is spliced from 4 exons. Gene Ontology annotation, biological process: proton motive force-driven mitochondrial ATP synthesis. NCBI's taxonomy places the organism in Eukaryota, Metazoa, Arthropoda, Insecta, Lepidoptera, Nymphalidae. The record is from RefSeq and is a predicted model, not a curated record.
GUCAUUAUACCAGAGAGUAUAAUAAUUUAGACGUACAUGUUACAUCACAUCUUAAAAUUCCGAAUUCGAUUUUCGGAUUGUCUUUAAUUCCAUUUCUACUUUGCGAUAAAGUUUAUUAAAUCCAUCUCAAAAUGAGUGCCUGGAGACAAGUGGGCCUUAAUUACAUAAACUACUCCAACAUUGCCGCAAAGAUUUUGCGAAAAUCGUUAAAAGCUGAACUCCGAACCGAAGCAUUACGUCGGGAUGAAUCACAUGUCCGUAUUACUCCCUGGGCUAAUGGCAGACCAGCACAUGAAAAGGAUUAAUUGAUCUAUCUAAGAUUUGCAAAACAAAGCUGCCAAGUAGAAGAUUAUGAGCAUAACAGAAAAAUCAAUAAUGAAUAAUUUAACUUGUAUAAUAGCUUUAUUCUAAUAAACAUUAUCGUGAAAAGUUCAGAUUUCUUAUAAUUUAUUUAAUUUAAUUUAAAAAAUACUUGGAUACAUUGAACUAUUAAUAAACAUAAACUUUGCUUAAAAUGGUAAUGUGAAGAUAUAUAUAUAUUAGUGUCAGUUGAAUUGUACACAAAUCUCUAAGCUAAAUAAAACUGACAGACCUUAAAUAAAUACUAUGAUUUUUA